UUGAGUCGUGCUAACCGCUCCAGCGACACCCUGAUCAAAAUGCGGAAUUAAACCGGCGGUCUCCAAAUUGCGCUCUGGUGGAUCGUUUUGCGACGAUGCGUCCACGGUUAUGGAGAGCCCUGUUGGGAAUGACCGUGCUCUACCAACUUGUCACAGCAGGCAAAUACGGCUGUCUGUUUGAGAAGAGGCUGUGCUCCAGAGAGCAGUUCUGCUCUGACGACAAGUUGUUUGGUCAGUGCCGGAAAUCCAGGCAUGAAGAAGUUCGAUAUCAAGUGUCUGUUCCUGUACUGAAAAGGCUGCAAGAAGUGCUCAAGCAGCUGAUGAUGCAAGGAUUCUCCUGGCAGGAUGAUAUCACCCAGCACAUCAUAGCAAAGGAGCUGAGCCGGAUUCCUCAUGCUCGAGCGCAGACCUCUCAGCCAGCGCAGUCUGUACAGGCUGCUUCUAAAAAGACCUAUUUGAGCUCUAAGUCUGAGCCCAGCGUUGCCCAGAACUAUUUGGAUUAUGUGAUUUUAGAUCCUCACCAGUCCUCAUCACUCCGCAUGCAAGCCUUACCAUUAGACCCAUACACAUAUCUGCAGGAUGACAUGUCACACUCUCUGCACCCUCAUGCUGGUGUGGGCUACCAGCGUCCCACGUCGCGCUCCGGCUCACAGCAGCACCAGCGAGACAGAGACAGGCAGCUUUUAGAGGAAGCCUUGUCGCUCUACCUCUCCUCUUCACAGCCUUCUUUCCACCAUCGGGGGGCAGCAGGCCUCCCCACUGCCCCUUAUUAUGAGGACUUGGACUUCCCACUGGACUAUGGAGAGGACUACACCCUGCCAGAGCGACCCAGCUCACGCCAGCGGACCAACAAAAAGGUUCUACAGGACUACAGCUCUCUGCCAGGGCUGGACGAUGAUACAGUGGUGCAGCUGUCCACAGUGUUGGAGAGAUUUGGGGUGGAUCCACGAGAGCUGAGUCCUCAACAAUUAAACAAAUUUGCCCUCCUGCUUCAGCUCCUGCAGGCGCAAGAAACCGAGAACACAGAUAAACAUCCGGGAACAGUCACAGUGAAAGAAACAAUUGUAGAGGGCAGUGACAGGGUGUCGCAGAAAGGCGCCAAACCUGUGUCUCCUGUAGUGAUUCAGCCCACCACCCCAGGGCUCCAGCUAGCCGCUACAACGUCCCCCUCUGCACCGGCUCCCGUCACUGAUGCUCAGGGGCCUGGAGCAAUCACACAUGGGCCAGUGAAGGAAGCAGAGCUGGAAAAGGAAAAGACCAACACAAACCUGAAACCAGGAGGCAAGGAUGGCAUACAUGUCAGAGAGGAGUAUGGCUACAUAGUCACAAAUCAGAGUCCUCUGAGCCUGUAUGAUGGUGUAAAGCUAUUAGAAACGCUUGCAGAAAGGAUUCAUCUCACAACAAGCAGCUUUAUCAACAUCAGCGUGGUGGGGCCUGCACUGACGUUCAGGAUCAGACAGAACUCUCUGAACCUCAGCGCAGAGGACGUGGCCAAUAAAGCCGUGGCUGAGAAGAAUUUCUUGGAGGGAGAGACGGGUCUAAAGAUCAUUCAGACAGGGGUGGGAGAGAGAAGCGAGGGACGCGGGCUUCCCCAGGCCACACGGAUAAACGAUGGCUCACGUGGCGUUGUCCUCACCGUGGUGGCCAUGGCGUGUGUGUGUGUGGUGGUGUUGGUUGCUUUAGCCAUUGCUUGUCUGCGUCAUCAUGCUCGUCAGAUGGAGUCAGAGAAGCUGGGCCUCGGCCCCGAGGCUGGCACCGAGACACAUUUUGAUUACCAGGAGCUCUGUCGGCAGCACAUGGCAGCCAAGUCUUCAUUUAGCCGUCCAGAACCAGGCGGACGGAGGGGGACGGAUACGUCUCGAGUGAGCAGUGUGUCAUCUCAGUUCAGCGAUGGGCCACAACACAGUCCCAGUUCUCACAGCAGCACGCCCUCAUGGAGCGAAGAGCCUGCCCAGUCCAACAUGGAUAUCUCUACCGGACACAUGAUACUGGCAUACAUGGAGGACCAUCUGAAGAAUAAGGACCGUCUGCUAAAGGAGUGGGAGGCUCUGUGCUUGUACCAGGCUGAACCCAGCUCUGUUUCUGUCGCCCAGAGUGAGAGCAACCUGGAGAAGAACCGCUACCCCGACUUUGUGCCCUAUGACCAUUCCCGGGUGAAACUGAAGCCGGAGACGAACCCCGCUAGAGAGGACUACAUCAAUGCCAGCAUUAUAAUAGACCAUGACCCACGCAUGCCUGCUUACAUCGCUACUCAAGGCCCCCUGCCACACACCAUUGCUGACUUCUGGCAGAUGGUAUGGGAGAACGGCUGCACAGUGAUCGUGAUGAUGACUGCUCUAGUAGAGGAUGGAGAACAGCAAUGUGAACGUUACUGGCCUGAUGAAGGAUCAUCUCUAUACAACAUCUAUGAGGUGAACCUGGUGUCCGAGCACAUCUGGUGUAAGGACUUCCUGGUGCGUAGUUUCUACCUGAAGAAUGUGCAGACACAGGAGACGCGCACACUGACCCAGUUCCACCUGCUCAGCUGGCCUGCAACCGGCAUCCCCAGCUCCACACGCCCCCUGCUGGACUUCCGCAGGAAAGUGAAUAAGUGCUACAGAGGUCGAUCCUGCCCAAUCAUUGUGCACUGCAGUGACGGGACUGGAAGAACUGGUACUUACAUUCUCAUUGACAUGGUCCUUAACCGCAUGGCGAAAGGUGUUAAAGAGAUUGAUAUUGCUGCAACACUGGAGCACAUUCGUGACCAGAGGCCCAGUAUGGUGCGCACCAAGGACCAGUUUGAGUUUGCUCUCACAGCUGUGGCAGAGGAGGUGAAUGCCAUCCUGAAAGCCCUCCCACAGUGAGCCAUUCUGCAGUGUGGCACUCUAUUCAUAUGCAUCUUGCCCUCUCCUCACACACACUCACACAAGCCAUCAAUUACACAGACUGAACCAAGCCUGAGAAAUAUUAGAAUACAUUUCUAACCAUGGCCUUAUUAAUUUAAAAAGCAGGGAAGGCUACAUGAAAUAUUUGCCAUUGGUUAUGCAGUAUAAUGGUCAGAGAUUUGUGUGCAUCAGUCAUAGCUGUGUAAAAGGUCAGCUGAAACAUUACAUAAGCUUCAGGUACUAAUACAAAUGGACCUAAAGUCAGCAUGGCAAAUUCAAGUAUAUCUUUUUUCCUGCCAAUGGAUGUUGCCAGAAAAUACAAUAUUACUCCAUCAUCAGAACCCAUUUAGUUACCUUUUCAGGCAAACAUGGUGAUUAUAUGUAUGUAAAGUACUAAAGCCUGAACAUAGGAACACUCCCUUUGGAGUGUAAUUUACUGCCUGGUUAGUGUUUCACAGCGCAAAGUGUAAUACCCAUCACUCAAUGUGCUCGCUUUUCCUUGUGUUCUUUAUGACCUUCUGUCGUGUGAUUAUUGUAAAUAAUUCAUUGAUAAGUCUAUUUGUUUAUUCCUGUAGCAAACGUGGAAAAAUUAUAUAAAAAACAGAAAUAUAUGACUAUAAUUUUUACAUUGUUCUGAAUUAAAUGUAGUGUGG
This is a messenger RNA of Ictalurus furcatus (blue catfish), 3517 nucleotides long. It is a transcript of the gene ptprna, whose product is annotated as protein tyrosine phosphatase receptor type Na. Gene Ontology annotation, molecular function: protein tyrosine phosphatase activity. Bases 96 to 2843 code for a protein of 915 amino acids. Gene Ontology annotation, biological process: protein dephosphorylation. The record is from RefSeq and is a predicted model, not a curated record. NCBI's taxonomy places the organism in Eukaryota, Metazoa, Chordata, Actinopteri, Siluriformes, Ictaluridae. Gene Ontology annotation, cellular component: secretory granule. The transcript has 23 exons.